AGCAAUUUGCGCAACAUAAAUUCCAUUAUUCUACUCCGUUUGGGUACGUAAAAAACCAUGGAAUUUUGUGGCCGGAAUACUCGUUUUGGAAAUGUCCGCCGUUCAUAGCCUCCGGUUAAGAAACACAAUCGCCGACCGGUGGAAGUUUUGAUUGGAUUGGCUUUGGAGUCCACUUCUGUACGAGGCUUCUACGAGUCACCACUGCAAUCGGUUUUGGGGAAGGAACACUGGGUUUAAGAGUUGAGUUUUUCUGUUUAAGGUGGUUUUGUGAUGAAGUCCGAUGACACGACAUGAUUGGUUAGCAGAUCCAGUAAAUGAUUGUAAUUCGUGAUUAUAGGUGUCACUUUUGGCUUUAUGGGAAUGGGGUCUUCUCUUCUUGCAUUGUAUUUGACCUGGAGUUGUCCACGGCCGUAUAGAAUUCAGCAUUGAAAGGAAUUGUGGUUUUGGUGGAUUUUAAUUUGAUUUUUGCCCUGAAUCGAUAUUGGGUUUGUAAUGAUUCUAUCAUAGAACUUGAUCGAUUUAGCCGAUUGGUGUUGGUUGGUGAGUGGUAACAGCAAGAGUUUGUUGUAUCACUUCUGACUUCAGUGUUCAAAAUUAAUUCAAUUCUUGGAAAACUGAUUGUUUUCCUGGGAAGCUACAGGAGAUGAAACUCGAAGUUGUGGGGUUGGAGGUAUAAUGACUGGAGGGUCAUUGGGUCUUCGUACGGGAAGCUAUACAUCACUGCAGCAACACCUACAAAAUGGUGCUUUGCAAAGUUCAGCAACGUCAUUACUCGUGCACAAGCCUUCGAAAAGCAUUCUUUCAAGUUCAAGAGAGAGGGAGAGAGUUAUUCCCUUGUUUUGUCGAUACUUUGGUCGGAGAAGGGUUGCAAUGCUCCUCUUAUUCAUCCUUGCUCUUUUGGUUUUUGUAUUUGGAUCCUUUGCAGUCAGUAGAGAUAGCACCGAUUUGAAGGCACCUUAUGAAGAAACUACACGAAUAGAUUUAAUAAAUCCUGUUGUUUCUAGAACAGAAAACUUCAAGGAUAAUGUAACUUCUACACAUGGGAAUUUGAUUGGAACAAAUGAAAACUCAUCCCUGCUCCCUCCUUUACCUCAUUCAAAUCGUUCUCUAAUUGCUGGUAUUUUUCCUCGACGUUCCCUUCCAUCACCGCAUCCAUGCAAAAACUUUGCAAUUCCGCCUCCGGCUCCAGCUAAUGGAAAGCGAACUGGAGCACGUCCGUGUCCAGUAUGUUAUAUCCCUGUGGAGCAGGCUAUUUCUAGUAUGCCGAGUGCACCAUCAAUAUCUCCCGUACUACGUAGUUUAACAUAUAUUCGUGAUGAAAAUCCAAUGAAAACAGAACCACAUGGGGGGUCUGAUUUUGGUGGAUAUCCUUCUUUAAGACAGAGAAAUGAUUCUUUUAAUAUAAAAGAGUCGAUGACAGUUCACUGUGGAUUUGUUAAAGGAAGCAAACCUGGCAAUCAGAGUGGCUUCGAUAUUGAUGAAGCUGACCUUUUGGAGUUGGAGGAGUUUCAUGAGGUCAUUGUUGCAUCAGCCAUAUUUGGAAACUACGAUGUACUACAGCAGCCUGUUAAUAUUAGUGAAGAAUCGAAAAAAAGUGUUCCUUUCUACAUGUUCAUUGAUGAAGAGACAGAAGCAUAUAUGAAGAAUUCUAGUCUCUUAAAUGGCAAAAAUAGGGUUGGCUUGUGGAGAAUCAUUGUUGUUCGUAAUGUUCCUUAUGCUGAUUCAAGACGAAAUGGCAAGAUUCCCAAGCUUCUUCUGCAUAGGCUUUUCCCUAACAUUCAAUACUCAAUAUGGAUAGAUGGAAAACUUCAGCUUGUUGUGGAUCCAUAUCAAAUACUUGAGAGGUUCCUGUGGCGUCAAAAUGCAACUUUUGCAAUUUCAAGACACUAUAAACGAUUUGAUGUCUUUGAAGAGGCUGAUGCAAAUAAGGCUGCUGGAAAGUAUGACAAUUCCUCCAUUGAUGAGCAGAUUAAUUUUUAUGUUAGCGAGGGUCUAACACCAUAUUCUUUGGCUAAGCUUCCUAUAACUAGUGAUGUUCCUGAAGGUUGUGUUCUAAUCCGAGAACAUAUUCCAAUAACGAAUUUAUUCACUUGCCUUUGGUUCAAUGAAGUCGAUCGUUUUACUUCAAGAGAUCAGUUAAGCUUCUCCAUGGUGAGAGAUAAGAUAAUGUCAAGAGUCAAUUGGGGCAUUGACAUGUUCUUGGACUGCGAAAGGCGCAAUUUUGUAAUACAGACAUAUCAUAGAGAAUUACUGGAACACAUGCCACCUCCUUCCGUAGCAGUUAUUCGCCAUCCUCCACCACGGACGCCUGCUGGUCGUACUGUUCCAAAGCCUCCAGUUCAUAUUGUUCUAAAGGCUCCAGUAAAGAGAAAUCCUUCCAAGCGAGGAAGGGGCGAUAAGAGGUCCACUUCGAAGCGACACCGUAAAGUUACUCCUGGACAUAGAGAGGAUAAUUUGUUCUAAUUUAAUUCAUAUAAAAAAGAGAAUGUUCUUCUUUUUGCCCUUUUGACAUUUUUAGUUUCAUUCUCAUUCACUCAAAUUUUACAUCUCAAUACAGGGAGAUCUGGUUUAGAUGUAGAGCAUGGUUUGAUGGGACAAGAUGAUACCAAUUUUGUACUGGAAGUUGUUGAUAUAUAUAUAUACACAUAUAUAUAUUGGUUUCUGUUGUACAUAUGAAAGUUUAUCCCUUUUAUCUA
Messenger RNA from Momordica charantia (bitter melon), 2696 nucleotides. Its product is annotated as tRNA (met) cytidine acetyltransferase, putative (DUF616). The record is from RefSeq and is a predicted model, not a curated record. Lineage: Eukaryota; Viridiplantae; Streptophyta; Magnoliopsida; Cucurbitales; Cucurbitaceae.